Hydractinia symbiolongicarpus is the source of this 2500-nucleotide messenger RNA. Its product is annotated as MAP kinase-interacting serine/threonine-protein kinase 1-like. Lineage: Eukaryota; Metazoa; Cnidaria; Hydrozoa; Anthoathecata; Hydractiniidae. Gene Ontology annotation, biological process: intracellular signal transduction; peptidyl-serine phosphorylation; protein autophosphorylation. The transcript is spliced from 14 exons. Gene Ontology annotation, molecular function: calmodulin binding; calcium/calmodulin-dependent protein kinase activity; calcium-dependent protein serine/threonine kinase activity. The record is from RefSeq and is a predicted model, not a curated record. Gene Ontology annotation, cellular component: cytoplasm; nucleus. Bases 390 to 1979 code for a protein of 529 amino acids.
UUGGAGGGGUAAAACUGUAAUUGUACUCUUACCUACUACUGCGCUUACACACAGGUGAAAAGGAUGAGCGGUGCUCAAAAUAUUAUUUUUUGGUUGUAAGUCCUAUCCUUCGAAAACAUUUAUUGUCUCAUGCUGUUUUGUAUGCCUAAUCCUGUCCCCUCUAGUGAAGCAUUCUUAUCUCAGGUUUUUUAAAUAAAAAAAAAAUGUUUUCGCGGAGCUUGUUAGCUGAACCAUAGCCUCUCCGGUGGAGCAUUUAUUUGUUUACAUAAAGAACCGACGUGUGACGAGCAAGUCAGCAUUGCUCCACAAAUAGAACAUAAACAAAACCAGGGCAUCAAAAUGGCCAUGCUGACUUUCCGCCGAGCAUUCAAUUAAUUUGACAAGACAACAUGGAGAAUGGUUGGUAUUUUCCAUCAUCCUUUGAAGCUUGGAAGCAGCAUGGUACUGAUGAAGUCCUUGGUAUUGAAACUGAAAUUGAAAGUGGUUUGAUAACAAAUGAUCUUCUUGUUAGCCAACCUCUUCAAUCUGAAGCAAACACUAAACCAAAGAAAAAGAAGAAACGAAGACCUCGAAGUGUUUCGUACGAAACUUUUCAUGACAAAUACUCUCUCAGCUCUCAAGUUCUUGGACGAGGUGCAAAUUCUUUGGUGUCUUUGGCAACAGACAAAGACCAAAAACAGUAUGCUGUGAAGAUUAUUGAUAAAUUUGAAGGCUAUGACAGAUGUAGAGUAUUGCGAGAAAUUGACUUACUUCAUUUCUUGGGAGAAUGUCCAAAUAUCUUGCAGUUGGUUGACUUUUAUGAGGAAGAGGACAAAUUUUAUCUUGUCUUUGAACGCAUGGAAGGUGGUCACUUGUUGAAACAUAUAGAGAGGAAAACCUAUUUCACUGAAAGAGAGGCUAGUUUGGUUGUAAAUGAUAUUGCUACUGCAUUAAAAUUUCUUCACGAUAAAGGAAUUGCUCAUCGUGAUUUAAAGCCUGAUAAUAUUUUAUGUAUUAAUGCUGACAGUAUUGUGCCAGUUGUUAUUUGUGAUUUUAAUCUUGCAAGUGGAAUAUCAAUGGUUGGUAGUGCUACAACUCCUGAACUAUAUACACCGGUUGGUUCAGCAGAAUAUAUGGCACCAGAGAUUGUCGACGCAUUUGUUGGAGAUGCACCAGCGUAUGAUAAAAGAUGCGAUCUGUGGAGUUUAGGAGUUAUUUUAUAUAUCAUGUUAAGCGGUCGGCCUCCAUUUGAAGGGGACUGUGGACGAGACUGCGAAUGGAAAGAUGGCGGAUCAUGCAGCGAGUGUCAAUCUUUACUUUGGCAUGGUAUAUUGGAUGCAGAUUAUGCCUUUCCAGAUGAAGGUUGGAUGAACGUAUCGUUGGAAGCGAAAGAUCUCAUUUCACAUUUGCUGGUGAAAGAAGCUUCGAAGAGAUAUUCGGUUGAUUCAGUUUUAUCACACCCGUGGCUUAAAAUGGCUAGUGAUAACCAGCUCAACACCCCUGACGUAUUAUCAAGUGAAUCUAUUACACACCGACUGAGUACGGUGACGUCCGAAGCUGUAGCCUAUCGCCGGAUUAUAUCUGAGCGACAAAACAGCAGCGAUGAAGAACACCACGUGAUCACAAGAUGGAGCACUCCUCCGAAAUUUGGACUUUCUCCGCCUGGAAAUUCACGACUUGCAAAAAGACGAUCGCUAAAAAAUAAACUUAACUCGUUAUCUCUAACAAAUAUUAGAACAGAAAAUAAAUCAGAUUCAGCUAACACCACCCCUAUUCAGUCCCCCAGUGUUGGUGCAAUAAUUGAACAACUAUUCGAAAAACAGUCAGAUCAAAAUGAUAAAAGUUCGGCUGCCGUACACGAAGACAUGAGGGCGGUUAUUAAAAGCCUUAAAAACGGACUAUUAUUAGACUUGUCUCCCGAAGAGAACUCGUCUCAUGGCAAUACUCCCGUUGCGACGCCCAGAAUGGUUGGUCCGUCAGAAAAUAUUUUGCCGCCCUAAAAAAGUAUGGAACGAAUAUCAUAACUUAGUAACGGUGUCUACUUUCCAACUCAACACAUCAAAACAAAGUUGACUAUUACACUCAAUGCUUAUUCCAUUAUUUCCCCUUUUUGCUUUAUAACUCGUUUAACCAGAUACUUGGAUUACGACUCGCUUAACCCUCUUGAUGAAAAAACCAGUUAUACCGUUAAACCGGCGAAAUUUAAAUAUUUUAUAAAUGAUAUUACUUUUAAUUUUUUCAAAUGAUUUUUAGACAGUGAGAUUUAUAUACAUUGAGUUUAAAAACUCUGGUGUUGUUUUAGCCAAUGACUUUUAUUGGUUUUGUUGUUUAUAUAUGAAUCACUUCAUUUAUUUAUUUCAUUGUGUUUUAUACAUAUACAUUAUGUUAUAGCGUUGCAUGGUGGUUACACCCUUUUGUAAAAUCUAGUGCAGAUUUUAACGAAACAGUAAAACAGACAUUUAAAAGACUAUGAGAGUGGAUAUUUUUGUUAAAAGUUCUGGAAUUCUGCAGAAUUAAAUUU